This is a messenger RNA of Lagenorhynchus albirostris (white-beaked dolphin), 774 nucleotides long. RefSeq names its product sperm-associated acrosin inhibitor-like. Gene Ontology annotation, molecular function: protein binding. Bases 232 to 498 code for a protein of 88 amino acids. The record is from RefSeq and is a predicted model, not a curated record. Lineage: Eukaryota; Metazoa; Chordata; Mammalia; Artiodactyla; Delphinidae. The transcript has 6 exons.
AAGUGGUGGCAAAUUUGCUAUUGCUCAUUAUAGUGAAUGCUGACUUUUUCCUGGAGCAACACAUUCCUACAACUUCUACUGUGAUCCCAUUUUGCAGUGGAUUCUACAGACAAUUAGAGUUGCAGAGUCAGGGUCUUCCAUUCUUAGAGGACCAGGUAGGUCAGGUGGGGAUGCUGUGGAGGUAGCCCUGGUGUGUCACAUUGCUGUGAGGACUGCUGCAGACUUGAUAAGAUGUCUCUCUUCUCAUCAUGGAUCAAAGUUAUUUUCAUUAUUGGCUUGGCAUGUCCUCUUUAUUUUGAAACUGCUUUUGUACCCUUAAGAGAGACACGUGAAACUCCAGAAUGUAACGUGUAUGUGGAUCGGUUACAUUUUUGCACCAGAGAAAUGGACCCAAUCUGUGCAACGAAUGGCCGAACGUACUCCAAUAAAUGUGUUUUCUGCAGUGAAAAGCUAGAAGAUAGUGGAAAAUUUGAUUUUAGUCAUUGGGGUUGUUGCUGACUCUGCCUCAGCCACACAUUCCUAUGGCUUUUAUAGCAAUUCUAUUGUGAAAUGGAUUCUACAAUUAGUCUUCUCCAUCAGGGCUUUAAAUUCCUAGAUGAUCAGACAAAGCCUUCAAUACUACAGAAGAUGGAAUAUAGAUCGUUGAAGAAUUUUUCCAACUCUAAGAACCUGCCAAUGAAAGAUUUCUAUUUUGUCUUCAGUUAUUCAGUGACAGUUGAAAACCCAUCUUAAUUGUGUGUUCAAUAAUACAAAACCUAAUGUAAUUUGUAAUCA